Messenger RNA from Danio rerio (zebrafish), 2667 nucleotides. RefSeq names its product SWI/SNF related BAF chromatin remodeling complex subunit D1 (gene smarcd1). The record is from RefSeq and is marked provisional. Gene Ontology annotation, cellular component: SWI/SNF complex. NCBI's taxonomy places the organism in Eukaryota, Metazoa, Chordata, Actinopteri, Cypriniformes, Danionidae.
GUCUGUUUGCGGCUCGCGGAGAAGAAGAUGGCGGCGCGGAGUGGUUUUCAGCCUUCGACACCCGGUGGCGGCGGAGCCCCGAUGGGACCCGGGCCGCCGGUAGCCGGAGCAGGACCCGGUAUGGGUCCCGGUACACCCUCAGGAAGGAUGGGACCAGGCGGCCCGCAGAACCACAUGUACCGAUCACCGAUGCCCGGUUACCCGAGACCAGGAAUGCCUCCAGCCAGUCGUAUGACUCCUCAGGGACCCUCCAUGGGGCCCCCAGGUUACGGGGCCAGUCCUGUUUCCCGCCCCGGCAUGCCAGUAAUGGACCCGUCCCGCAAACGUCCAGCGCCAAAUCAGAUACAGCAGGUUCAACAGCAAAAUCGCAACCAACAUGCCAAGAAGAAGAAAAUGGCAGAUAAAAUACUACCUCAAAGAAUCAGAGAGCUUGUCCCAGAGUCUCAGGCUUAUAUGGACCUGUUGGCGUUUGAGAGGAAGCUCGACCAGACCAUCAUGCGCAAACGACUUGAUAUUCAGGAAGCUCUCAAGAGACCCAUUAAGCAAAAAAGAAAACUCCGAAUAUUUAUCUCCAACACAUUCAACCCUGCCAAGCCAGAUGCAGAGGAUGGCGAGGGAACUGUUGCAUCUUGGGAGUUGCGUGUGGAGGGGCGGCUUCUUGAGGAUACCGCUGUGUCCAAGUAUGAAGCCACCAAGCAGAAGAGGAAGUUUUCUUCUUUUUUCAAGUCUUUAGUGAUCGAGUUGGACAAAGACUUGUAUGGACCUGACAAUCAUUUGGUUGAGUGGCACAGAACAGCCACAACUCAGGAGACAGAUGGAUUUCAGGUCAAGAGGCCUGGGGAUGUUGGGGUCCGCUGUACUGUACUGCUCAUGCUGGACUACCAGCCCCCUCAGUAUAAGCUGGACCCCCGCCUGGCCCGGCUGCUGGGGAUUCACACUCAGACCCGGCCUGUGAUCAUUCAGGCUUUGUGGCAGUAUGUGAAGACCCACAAACUCCAGGACCCUCAUGAACGAGAGUUCAUCAACUGUGACAAAUACCUCCAGCAGAUUUUUGAAACCCAGAGGAUGAAGUUCUCUGAGAUCCCUCAGCGGCUGCAUGCCCUACUGAUGCCUCCAGAACCAAUCAUCAUCAACCACGUCAUCAGCGUUGAUCCCAAUGACCAGAAGAAGACUGCAUGCUAUGAUAUUGACGUGGAAGUGGACGACACCCUGAAGACCCAGAUGAACUCUUUCCUGCUUUCCACGGCCAGUCAGCAGGAGAUUGCAGGCCUCGACAACAAGAUUCAUGAGACCAUCGAAACCAUUAAUCAACUGAAGACUCAGAGGGAGUUCAUGUUGAGCUUUGCGCGAGACCCGCAGGGCUUCAUCAAUGACUGGCUCCAGUCGCAGUGCAGAGACUUGAAGACGAUGACGGAUGUUGUCGGAAACCCAGAGGAGGAAAGAAGAGCCGAGUUCUACUACCAGCCUUGGGCUCAAGAGGCUGUGUGUCGCUAUUUCUAUUCAAAGGUCCAGCAAAGGAGACAGGAGCUGGAACAGGCUCUUGGCAUUCGAAACACAUAAGCAAGCCUGUGGCCGUUACGACACAGGACCAGAAGGGAUUCUGGGUAGCGAAUUUCCUGCUGCUUGGCACUGCAGAUGCUGAUCACUACAGUUUUAUUACGGUUUAUCUUGUGCUGUCCUGCUGUAGCUGCCCAGGAGUGACCCUUCAUAAGGAAAUUACCUUAUUUUUGUUGUGACUCCGCCAAACUAACAAACCCCUUGAAAUUCUGCUGUCCCACUUGAUUUUUACCUGAUUCAAGCUAGAUGAUUUAGCGAUGUUGUUGUUUUCCGACCAAACUGACUUGCUUUUUUUUUUUUACCGCUAAUAUCGGAACUCCAAACAAAAAUGGUAAAAAGUAUUCUCCGUUCAUGGCUUCUUGGAGUCGUUUAAUUUUGAAAUGAUCGAUAUUGUCUUUUGAUAUCUUAAUGUUCUCAUAAUAUGAACUUUAUGAAGAUCUAGUCUAGUUAAGCAUAGAUGACUGAUAAUGAUGUAGUGUAGUACCUCAGCUCUCUGAAGAUGAAUUAUUCGGAGGAAGUUCCUUAAACGAGUGCGUUAAAGGUGGGCUCACUGGUUAACAUUCUCUGCAAUGACUUUGAGAACUCGUCUGUUCAGUAACCGUUUUAGAUCCACAAGAUUAGAUGUACUGCUGAUCCACCUGUUUGAUUACAGGUCUGUUGGGCACAAGCUUUGUCCUGGCCUGUAAAGUACUUCCACUCUAACCUCGCUGUGAUAUGUAUUAAUAUAUUUAGAGAAUUGCCUAUAUGGUUUGUUGGUUCGUUUAAUUAAUUUUCAUUUUGUCAUUCUGAAAAGUAACAUGAAAUAAACCUGCCAAUGCAAGUACUACCUGUCCAUGGCUACCCAAAAAUCAUGUUUAGGAAUACUAUCAAGUGAUUGAAUAUUUAAUCGAUGCACUGCAGAUAGGCCAUGGGUUCUUCCACUAAAGUAAUUCAAGCAUUUAGAAGCCAAGUGCUAAAAACUUUAACAUUCUGAGUAGUUUAAGUUUUCUUUAAGUCAUGCGUUUGCUUAUUUUAUAUCUUUUUAAUCCUUUUUUUCCCCUUUAAUGGACCAAAUGUUGUAUUUCUGUUAGCCCUUGUGUUAUAAUAAAGAUUAUCUUGUAUUGAUGCUCA